This is a messenger RNA of Peromyscus eremicus (cactus mouse), 2348 nucleotides long. It is a transcript of the gene Nlrp10, whose product is annotated as NLR family pyrin domain containing 10. Gene Ontology annotation, biological process: positive regulation of inflammatory response. Lineage: Eukaryota; Metazoa; Chordata; Mammalia; Rodentia; Cricetidae. Gene Ontology annotation, cellular component: cytoplasm. The transcript is spliced from 2 exons. The record is from RefSeq and is a predicted model, not a curated record. The coding region runs from base 19 to 2052 and encodes 677 amino acids.
GGCUGAACUCUGACCACCAUGGCGUUGGCACGAGCCAACAGCCCCCAGGAGGCAUUGCUCUGGGCCUUGAAUGACCUUGAGGAGACUAGUUUCAAGACGCUGAAGUUCCACUUACGGGAUAUGACCCAAUUUCAUCUGGCCCGAGGGGAACUGGAGGGAUUGAGUCGUGUGGAAGUAGCAUCAAAACUGAUCUCAAUGUACGGAGCACAGGAAGCUGUGAGAGUGGUGAGCAGGAGCUUGCGGGCCAUGAACUUGAUGGAGCUUGUAGACUACCUCAGCCGGGUUUGUCUGAAUGAUUACAGAGAAAUCUACCGGGAGCAUGUGCGCUGCUUGGAGGAGAGGCAAGAUUGGGGUGUUAACAGCAGCCACAAUGAGCUGCUCCUGGUGGCCAUGUCCAGUCCAGCGAGUCCGGGAUCACCUUCCUGUCUGGACCUGGAACAGGAGUUGGGACAUGUCGGGGUGGAGUCUUUAUUCGCUCCAGAGGCGGAGUCCUACUCAACCCCGCCCAUAGUGGUGAUGCAAGGAUCUGCAGGCACGGGAAAGACAACCCUGGUCAAAAAACUGGUGCAGGACUGGGCCAAAGGGACCCUGUACCCUGGCCGGUUUGACUAUGUUUUCUAUGUGAGCUGCAGAGAAGUGGUCCUGCUGCCCAAGUGUGACCUGCCCAACCUCAUCUGCUGGUGUUGUGGAGAUGAUCAAGCCCCAGUCGCAGAGAUUUUGAGGCAGCCCGAGCGGCUCCUGUUCAUCCUGGAUGGCUUUGACGAGUUACAGAAGUCCAGUCGUGCCGAGCGCGUACUACACAUUCUAAUUAGGAGAAGGGAGGUGCCCUGCUCCCUUCUCAUCACCACUCGGCCUCCGGCUUUGCAGAGUCUGGAGCCCAUGCUGGGGGAAAGGCGACAUGUCCAUGUCUUAGGCUUCUCUGAGGAGGAGAGGAAGAAUUAUUUCAACUCCUAUUUUACCGAUAAGGAGCAAUCGAGAAAUGCCCUUGAGUUUGUGCAAAACAAUGAUGUUCUCUACAAAGCAUGCCAGGUUCCGGGCAUUUGCUGGGUGGUCUGUUCCUGGCUAAAGACAAAGAUGGUAAGAGGCCAGGCGCUCUCAGAGACACCUAACAAUAGUACAGACAUCUUCACUGCUUAUGUGUCUACCUUCCUGCCCACUGAUGGCAAUGGGGACAGCUCUGAGCUCACCCGGCACAGGGUCCUGAGGAGUCUGUGUUCCUUGGCAGCCGAGGGAAUCCAGCACCAGAGGCUGCUAUUCGAAGAAGAUGUCCUCAGAAAGCACAGCUUAGAUGGCCCCAGCCUCACUGCCUUCCUAAACAGCAUCGACUACCGGGAAGGGCUUGGCAUCAAGAAACUCUACAGCUUUCGCCACAUCAGCUUCCAGGAAUUUUUCUAUGCCAUGUCUUUCCUUGUGAAGGAGGACCAGAGUCAGCUGGGGGAGGCAACGCGCAGAGAAGUGGCGAAGCUGGUGGAGCAGGAGAAAGAUGAAGAGAUGACUCUCAGUUUGCAGUUCUUGUUUGACAUGUUGAAAACAGACAGCACCUUGGGCUUGGGGCUGAAGUUCUACUUCAAAAUUACUCCCUCACUAAGGCAGGAUCUGAAUUAUUUUAAAGAACAAAUAGAAACCAUAAAGCACAACAGGUCGUGGGAUUUGGAAUUCUCUCUCUAUGAUUCUAAAAUAAAGAAAAUCACACAAGGUAUCCAGAUAAAAGAUGUCAGGUUCAACAUACAACAUUCAGUCAAAAAGAAACCUGGUAAGGGGAAGCCAUUUUCAGUGAAAAGCAGCCUUGGUAAGGGGCAGGUACAAAGUCCUCUCUUAAAAACCAAUAACAGCACGAAGGAACCAAAGGGGGCCUCUAAUGGGGAAAGCAGAGGGGCAGAGGAACCUGCCCAGAAGAUUAGGAACAGUAGGCUGGCAAGUACAGAAAAUGGGCAUAUGGAGAUGAAGGGUCAGGAGGGUGGUGGGGUGGAGAGACAGGAGAAUGGAGAAGGACAGAGAGUUAAAAAGGAUGGAGAGAUGAGAGAUCAGAUGAAUGGGUACCAGAGAGAGUGAAGGACACAGAGACAAAUAGAAGAGAGAAUUACAUAAUCAAGGACCAGGAAACUUAGCAUGGUAUGUGCAAUGGCUCACUGGAAGCAACCAUUCCUCACUACAGACAUAUGAACUUUAAGUUAGCAUCUUUUCCACUAGGAGCUGUCAGUACCUCCUGGGUAUGAAGUCACUUUGAGUAGCCCCUUUUAUGCUUACAUCAAUGAUUAAGACUUUAAAUCUGACAUUGGAUUCUUUUUAAAAAAAAAAUAAAAUAAAAUGCUUACAUUGGUAAAGUGAGAAUCAUAUGCAUUCUGUAA